ACAAUGCAGUUUGAUUUGAUUUGAUUGACUUAACCAUCAUACCUACCUAUGGAAAUAAAUCUACUUGGUGGGUCAGUGCUCUCAUUAUGUCUCAUCUGUGAUGCCGGUGCAAUUUCUAUGCAUGUUUGCACCACUGUAAAAGUGCGUUAUGAGAGCCGCAGUUCGUGUCGAACACGCUACUUGAUGUGGUGCACGUCCAGAGAGACGAUUACCUACCCGGUGUACUACACGGAUAACAUCUGCUGUGCCGGGUGGCGAGAUAAUGGAGGCGACCAGAACUGUAACAUUCCAAUUUGUACUCCACCAUGCCAGAACGGUGGAACUUGCAUUGCACCAAACACCUGUCAGUGUCAGAUACAGAACUCUGGCCAGUUCUGUGACGGCAGUGUGUGUUCUCACCUGAGUCCUUGUUACCCGGGAACGUGUGUGGCAUCAGACAGCUGUGACUGCACCAGUGGCUUCACAACUACAACAACCCGCAGUGAGAAUUGUCUGACAAUUGAAGACAACAGGAACACGGACAUCAAGAUCUAUCAGAUGCAAGUGCGCAUGUCUAACUGGCCUCGCGGGACGGCGUCACCAAAUGAAUCCUACUACAUCAUGGCCGACUCCACCCAGAAGACUGAGAUGGAUUUCUGGUGGUCCAAUCAGAAAGACUUCAACCGUCUGGAGACGAACUGCAGCAGUCAGUUCUUCAUGCCAGACCUGCCUCUAAAACCCAACUACAUCGGUAACGCAGGCUUCGGGGUGGUCAGCGGUCAGGUGGAGGUCUGGCUGUCCAAACGACCAGUUUAUCCUUCACAGCCGAGGUUCUCGUCCUUGAACAACACGUUUCCAUGUGAACAGCUGGCCUCCAGUACACGACCUGUAAGCGACUUCUAUCAAUGCAACCUUCACAUCACUAACUUUGAUUGGCAUCUGGAUCAUGGCGAUUUUCUCAGGAUCACAUUUCGCACAGAAGGAGGAGGAUACCGAGAACUUUUGGACAGGAACUACAACCCCCCGAGGAGCUACACAGUUCAGACUUACCACCCCAUCAACAACAGUCUUUCAGUGGAAUUCCGUUUUGACUUCAGGCCGCCAUACCACUGUGACGAAACUAAUAACUGUCGCUCAGGGGAGACCAUCCUUGAUAUUCCUGACAUAACUAAAUUAGAGCCUCUGAGAAUUUCCUGGGUAGGAUGGGCUGACGACGACUCCAAAGUGUAUCGGUAUUCUAUGGAGGUCUUCAAGAUGACGCGAACAACGGACAACAAGCUCGAAAUCCGGGUGGACAGAGCGCUGCUACCUCUCAUCAACCGUGAGGUUUUCGAAGCCAACUACACCACCCAGGAAUACACGCCACCAGAGCCGGGUAUGUACGCCAUUAUCCUAGAAGCAGGCGACAAGGCCAACAACACCAAGUACGUCCGACGACUUUGUCUGUACGACCCCAGCUCGCAAAUAACCUCUGACCCCAGCUACCGCCUCUACGUGACCUCUGCCAGUGAUGCCAGUAACUACAGUUACCAGAGCAGCCUCAGUACACCUGUGAGUGUCAACUGGACCAACUACUUCCGGAAUGCUUUCCACGAAGACAAUGCGUUGCUCGGUGAGGUUCUUGUUUACCCUACACAGCUGGAAAAUGGAAAGAAAAACAUUCCUCGAUACGGGCCGUUAGAUGAUCACCAGGGGAGACGAACAGUGGACGCCAUUACUAAUAAAAGGGGAAUAACCAAUUUUAAAGCAGGAUUUGCGAAGGAUCAUGAUGGAGGAAGGAAUCAGUCUCUGACGCCGACCGUUCCUCCUUCUGGUUGGACUGACCUCGGACUCAACACAACAUACACCCUGCCUCUGGACCUCAGACCGAGCGAGGCCGACACGGUGACCGUGUGGGUCAAGGCCACAGAUGUCAUGGGCAACGAGAGGAUCGAGCGCACUCAAGUGACCUUUGACACCUCGCCCCCUGUUGUGCAAAAUUUGAGGCUGUAUAUGAACGUGCCUGUUCCUGGAGUGGAUUUUAGCUCUUCGUUUGACCUGACGGCAAAAGACAAGGAGUCUGGUGUCGCCUACGUGCUGUGGACAUUUAGACGUGGCAGCGGGGCUGUCCUCUACCAAGAGAAAGUACCCGGAAUAAGCGCCGACGAACAGAGCUGUUCUCGGGAUUUCACCAGAUGCGACUGUACACCUACUGGCCAUUGCUUCUUCUUUAACCAAUCAUACGCGUUCAGCAACUGUCACAUGAUGGUGGAGAAGGAAAACCUGUCAACGGAGAGUAUUACCGUUACAGCUGACGUCACCAACAUGGCGGGUCUUGUUACCAGGCUUACCUGGACGAAGCAGGAUAUUACAGAGCUGAACGGGACGAGGGAAUAUUUCCCACCGCAGAAUGUGAACGUGUCUCUUAUUACGGGCGACAGUGUGAUGGUAACUUGGACAUUCCCGCCAUCUUGCUUCAAACGCACUGCAUUGUGGGUCAUUGCUAACGACAGAAAGGUUCCGGUGCACAAGGAUGCGACUGAAUUCUCCCUGACCGGCCUUGACUCAGAUACCUUCUACACCAUCCACAUGGUCACGGAAUAUGAGGGCAACCAGCAGAGUGACAGUGAAUCCGUGUCCUUCAAUACAAGUAGUGCCGUCAAAGGCAGCACAGGAGUCUCCAAGAUAGGUGAGACACGCAUCUUCAAGUCAGGUUACACGGACAUCAACAGACGAUAGACGACAUUAAGACAGGUAGUACAUAUGACCUUAACUGGUAAAACAUACGACUAGAAACCAUUGUUACUUCUCAGCCAAUUCAAGUGUAAUUUUAGCCCUUUUUCAGACGAUUUCUUCAGGGUACAGCCUAGCUUAAAGACAUUUAUACAUAGACAAUUGCCAGGUUACAAAUAUUGCUUUUAGUAAGUAACAGAGACGAUUUAAGUCAGCUGGCAGAAGGCUUUGUCAGAAGCAUGAAAACAGUUUCUAAAAAAGAUAACAGAAGAGAUAUUAUAAACGUGACACUUACAAUUCACAGACAAGUAACACUAUGACUUCAACACAGUUAACGCAAACAUAUUUAAGACGGGUACCUCAUACGAAUGUAUGCUCACAUCUACAUAUCUAUAACCCGAUAAAUAAGAAGAAAACAAUUAUUGUUAUUUAAAAUAUACCCCUACAAUAAGACUAAGCAUAAAGAUAAGAAAACAAAAAAGAGUUUUUCGCUUUACUCUGAACGUUAAAGAUAAUAUCAAAGAAGCUUAAUCAACAGCUACAUCAUGGACCUAAAAGUUACUCAUAAAGUUAAGGGGAUUCUCAAGGCAAACUAAAGUUGUUUAGAAACUCAUAAUGAGUAUAAGAAUGUUAAAUCUCAUUUAUUUUGUCUGUUCAUAUGCAAAAACUUCAAGGUUAUAUAUGUUGAUGUGUUUAAUAAUAUUAAUUACGAGAGACUCUUUCGUUUGCUGUACCGAAAAUUCGUUGUGCGUCACGUGGCCGUACGACAUCUGUGUGUGAGUUUUAGUAGCAGAACAGAUAAGCGAUGCCUAGAGAAUGUGCCGGAUCCGAUUGCUAAGAAAAAGUUGAGAAGACUAAAAAGAUCCUUUUCACAAAUUUCCAAGAAAGAGUCUUACGAAAAGAGUGGGCUAUAUGAAUAAAAAGACCCGAUCCCAAAGCGAAAAAGCUUUGGGAGCCUAAAGACUGGAACACGUGUUUAACGCAUUUUGUUGACGAGUGCUUUACCAACGGACUCGGCAAUAAAUUGCUCGAAAAAGAAAGAAGAUUGUAUGUGACAGAUGAGUUUCAAUCAUCGAAGGACUGCAGCAUAAACAGGUCAGUGUCAGGAAUGCUAUUGUAUUUACUGCUGUUCUCAUUAUUUUUAGACAAAUUACUAUGUAUAUAUAAGACUGCAUAUACGCAACAAUAUCUUUAUAUAUGUUAAUUAUAAUAAACAUGUACACAUAAACAGUACAUGUCUAAUGUGUUAGAAAUGUUAGCAUUAAACUGCAAGUGUAAAAAGUUACCAUUGCUGUGCUAGCAUUUGCUGCAUUAUAUUUUAAAAUUGGUUUUCUUUUUAUGAAAUAAAAGGCUGGUUUUUUAUUCAUAUCUUUGUAAAGAAGUCCCCUGUCUUCUGUUUCUUAAUAUGAAAUCUUAAAAUAAUAAAGUACAUAAAAAAAUGUUUUCACAUGAGUUUAUCAGCAGAGACCUUAGCAAAUCAUAUUGAGAUUUCAGUGCAAUACAGUGGAGUCCCUAGAAUUAAUAUGAUAAUAUUUCAAAAUUACAAUAAUAUUAAUGGCUGUGUUUAAUGUUAAAUGCAAUACUAAGAUAAUUUUUUUUUACUUCAGACAAUCAACAUGCUGACAUUAUAAAACAAUGGAGAGCCAAGUGCAGUGAAGGUUAAACAACAGAAUAAGAAAAACAGCUCAUCAGAAGACUGUUGCUUUCGGGUAGGACAUAAUUCUUUAUGCUUUAUUAUGCAAAUCUGCUCAAUUUAAAACCAGUAACAAUUCCUAUAUGAAAGGCUUUAAUUCUUAGAAGUGAUAUUCAGAGAUAUAAACUGUAAUUAUAAAAUAUGAUUAAGCUUUUAGACAGGGCUCACAGUUUGAUAACAUGAUAUCAUCAUAUAUAUUCUUUAUUGUUUGAACGUUUGUGGAAUGCGGCGUUCAGUAAACUCUGUUGAAAUUUUUCAUUCAGCUGCAACAAAAGUGUGCACAUAAACGGGUGCAGACAGACCUAGACCUCUAGAUCAACAGAGAUCGGUUAUGGUCACUUUUCAGUUCUGUUUUCUAUGCUACAUCUCUUUUAUCUGAUAUUAUUAUGAAUUCACCGAACAGUGGCAGAUAGUUACCAUUACCUUACAAGCUAGGUCAUCAAAGAGACUAAAACAGAUACCGGUCUUCUGUUUGUUUACCUGUCCUUCAAUUUAGGUACAGUUGCAGGGCUUCUGCUUACGCAAAAAAUUGCGUACAGUACGCAUUAAAAGUUCGGAGGACCCCCUCAAUUUUC
Molecule: messenger RNA, 4959 nt
Organism: Pomacea canaliculata
Lineage: Eukaryota; Metazoa; Mollusca; Gastropoda; Architaenioglossa; Ampullariidae
Exons: 17
Coding region: 49-2697 (882 amino acids)
Molecular function (GO): protein binding
Source: RefSeq, a predicted model, not a curated record